CAGUGCUUGAUUGACAUAGCAGAAAGCAGAUAACUGACGCUGGCUAAAAUUAUUGGUGAUCUUAGCCAACUCUUUGUUCAUUCUCGAGAUGGAGACCGAGCACAAGGAGAAAGAACUGAAGCACCUUGGAUUCGUGAGGAUUGCGGCGAUUCAGGCUCUGGUGUGCGUGUGCAAUCUGUACAACUACGCCAAGAGUAACUCAGGCCCGUUGCGAUCGGCGGUUGGGACCGUAGAGAGUGCUGUGACAACCGUCGUUGGACCUGUCUAUGAGAGAUUCAAGGGAGUUCCUGAUGAUAUCCUCGUUUAUGUUGAUACGAAGGUGAAUGAAGCUUCACACAAGUUUGAUAAACAUGCUCCACCGAUGGCAAAACAUGUUGUGAGCCAUGCCCAUAUUUUAAUUGAGAAGGCUUUACAGAAAGCGCAAAAGUUUGUAAGCGAGGCUCAGGCCGGAGGACCACGCGCAGCUUUACAUUAUGCUGCUGGAGAGUAUACACGAUUCGUGCUCACAAAUUCUGCUAUCGUAUGGCAUAAGCUCAACCACUAUGCGAUCUUCCACACUGUGGCGGGGAUUACUGUGCCGAUGGCUGCACACUUAUCGGAGAAGUAUAAUCAUGUUGUUUUGGGAAUGAACAAGAAGGGUUAUCCGGUCGUGGGCUACCUUCCUUUGGUUCCCAUUGAUGAAAUUGCUAAGGCUUUUAAGGAGACUAAAGCAGAGAAAGAGGUAAAUGGGCCUGAACCAGGUUCAAUCUCAGUUUCUGAUUAAGAAGUUAAUCAGAAUUUAUUUUUCCUUCAUUAGCUUGCUUUAACUUGAUGUUUGGCUUGCAAAAAUGUAAUAGGCUACGUGAUUUGUCUAGUGUUUGUAGCUCAUUGUGGAUAUGAAUCACUCUGUAAAUGACUUCCCGACUUGAUUUCCUUCUAUGAAUCAAUGCUGCAUAAUUUCUGUUUUUGCAA
Mangifera indica (mango) is the source of this 951-nucleotide messenger RNA. Its product is annotated as REF/SRPP-like protein At1g67360. The transcript is spliced from 2 exons. Bases 89 to 763 code for a protein of 224 amino acids. NCBI's taxonomy places the organism in Eukaryota, Viridiplantae, Streptophyta, Magnoliopsida, Sapindales, Anacardiaceae. The record is from RefSeq and is a predicted model, not a curated record.